Aphanomyces invadans is the source of this 2361-nucleotide messenger RNA. RefSeq lists its product as hypothetical. The transcript is spliced from 4 exons. Bases 53 to 2299 code for a protein of 748 amino acids. Lineage: Eukaryota; Oomycota; Saprolegniomycetes; Saprolegniales; Verrucalvaceae. The record is from RefSeq and is a predicted model, not a curated record.
GUUCAACUGGCAGUUCGACAAAUUGAAGCGAUCGGCGGCGCGGACAGGCAGCAUGAGCCAACCUGUGCUCCCUUCCAUGAAAACGAGCCCAUCGCAGGAGAUGGCGCACGAUCCAGACGACGGUCUGAGUCUACUGAGCCCCCAGCAAUUGCGUGAUUUGGCCACCCUUCAUGCACUCGUCGAGUCGGAGUGCGGCACUGUCUACUCGAAAGGCGACUUGGACUUGACGCUUCGGGAAGUGAACUGGGACACGGCCAAAGCAUUUCGCAUGCUGCGCAACCGUGAGGAAGCGACGAAAAAGCGCGCGCGUCUUCCUGAUGGCUUCCACGACACGUGGAACCGGCCAAAGAACCCACGUUUGUCGCUGCCACCCAACCAUCGACUCUUCCACGAGAAGUAUGACUCGUUCACUCCGUUGCAAGCUGCUCGCGAACUCGAUGCUCGUAACGCCGUAGUCAGUGCCAGUGCCCCAGCGCAUUUCGAUGCUUCUCCGUCCGAGUACAACCUUCCUUAUUCGCAAAAGCAUCUGUCCCCACCUUCAGAAGAAGUCGAGAACGACGACGAUGACCUUGAUUCGUCCACCCAGCUGCCUCUCCAAGAGUGCGAUCCUACCGCCGCGGCGAACCUUUUCUCGCUUCACCUCUCGAACCGCGCCAACCCCAUUAAGGACGAAGCUGCGUCGGCUCCGCAAUCGCCCCCAUUGGACGAUGUUUUCACAAAACUUGCGGUUGCAUGGAGCCCCGACGUGAAGAAUCUACUCGAUGCGGCAUGCGCGGCGCACGCUGCGGCACUCCGGCACAACUCACCCACGUUUGACGCGACCGAGGCCUCGAACCUUCUCUUGGACAUUGUUUCGCUCUUGCCACAUGUUCAACGACUCGAUGCUCUGGAUGGCCGCAUUACCCCCACGGACGCAGAAGUUGCCGCGUCCGACAAGGCCGCGAUGCUGGACGCGAUGGCGCCGCUUGUCGCCCCCGAGGACAAGAUUAAGGCGUUGAAUGCCGCUUGCACCAACCACACGCGGCGUUUACAGGCGUUUUGCAAAGCCAAGGCCGAUCUCGCCGCGAUGCACGCCGACACGUUGCACAGAUUGAAGACCAAGCUCGCGGACGUGACGGAGUUGGUCCAGCGCGGUCAGAAGCAUGUCGCUGAGAUGGCGGCGGAGCUGAACAAGGCGCGGACAGACGAAGUCGUGGCGGCCAAGAAGCUCCAGGAGCUCGUCCUCGCACGCCGUGCAGAGUAUAUUGCCACAGGCGUUCCUGGUGACGCAGCGCUCAUCCGUGCACAGACCAAUGUGUUUACGACCCAAAUUGAAGUCGAUGCGGUGACGGCCCGUGAGCUCCACGCUGCCGCCGAGCGCGCGACGACGGCAGCGACGGAAGCGUGGGAUUGUGCCAACCUCGUCGACGUUUUUGGCAUUGCUGCGCAGGCGCUCGUGCGGUAUGUGGUGGCGCUGCGCCAGGAAACCAUGACCCAAGCAUUCAACGACUUCUACGUGAUGGAGGCCCGCGCCAAGACGGCAUCGGGGGCGCGGCUGAAGGAGGUUUUGCCCCGCGUCGUCGCGGAGCUCGUGUCGUUUGAUGCGGCCCUGAUCCUGCGUGUGCGGCACGCAACAAGCGAGGCGAACUUGGAGCGCAACAAGUUGAAGGAGCACGACAUGCGCAUGGGAACGUCGGCGCCGACGCGUCGGAAAAACAUCCUCGAAACGAUUGCCGAGUUUGAGAACGCUGUGAUGCUGUCAAAGGAGCUCAUGGACGAGACGGCGACGGCGCAAGACGCGCAGUGGACGGCAUUGCUCGAGGUCGCGCCGACAACGGACGUGGCCACGCUGCUUGAAUCCGAGUGUGCGACACACUGGCGCGACGUCGAAGGCCCAUUGCGUGAUGUAUUUCUCAAGUUUGCCAAGUCUUCGGACCAGCCCAACGAUGCAUUUCCGCCACCAACGGCUGCAGCCACGUUGGUGGCGACUGAGCCGACGGCGCUCGGGAACGAAGAGUCUGUUCGCCACGUCGAGCCGCCGACGUCGACCGCCCUCACAACGACCAGCUCGUUUGCAUUCCCCCCGAGCAAGUACCAGGUCGGCGACAUUAUGUACACGCGAUUCAACGAGCACGAGUUUCUGCGGUGCCGCGUGCUCGCCUACGUUCCGGCCGAGGCCAAGUACACGAUGGAGUAUGAAGACGGGUCGGUGUACCACGUGUCGGAGAAGCACUUGUUCACGGAAGCCGAGUACGCGCGGGUGGCGGCCGCGAUGACGGCCGACGAACCAGACAAGCCGUCGACGUGUGCGAUCAUGUAAGUUAAACAACAAUUUCAUCGAGCUGCAUCGAGUCUUGCUUGCCGAGGACGGGCCGUGUAUCG